Molecule: messenger RNA, 567 nt
Organism: Peronospora matthiolae
Lineage: Eukaryota; Oomycota; Peronosporomycetes; Peronosporales; Peronosporaceae
Source: the annotation of a GenBank genome assembly
AUGUCGACAUCUGAUCAUCCAGAGUCAGAUGGUCAGACGGAACGAGCCAAUCGUGUCCUCGAAGAGAUACUUCGAGGAUACGUACACUCCUUUAAGACUUGGAUUGAGUUCUUGCCAAUGGUAGAGUUUGCCAUUAACAACUCGGUGCAUGCGUCCACGACACAUACACCGUUUUACGUGAAUGGCUUGCGCCGUCCGCGGGUACCCACCUUACUAGAGUGUAACUCUGGUUUAAGGGGGGGAGAGACUCGCGCGAGCAAAAACCGAAUUGGUUCACGCUCAUCACGCUCUGACGAAGAGGUCACUGCGUUUGAUGCCGAUAACAUCGAUAUCGAAGAAGAUGGUGCCAGUGAGAGUGCGGAAGCCCUCACUGAAGAAAAGAUUGAUGUUGCUGCAGUGCACUCACAGCGCAAUGAAGCUAACGAGUCACCAGAUGAGUUCAUACUGGCUCGUGAAACGGUAGUCCGUUUUGUGCAAGACUCCAUCGCCGAAGCGGUGGAUAAGCAAAAGCAAAACGCUGACAAGAAUGGAAAAGCAAACACUCUUUUUUUAAUAAAGGUGACUUAG